AUGGGCCAACACCGACAGCCCCGUCUCCCUUUUACUGCAAACAUUGUUGCAAAAAUGUGUUCAGCUCUAAGCAAAGGAAUAUUCACACCUUUUACAGAUGUUUUGCUUCAAGCGGUAGUCUCAGUGGCAUUUAUUGGUUUUUUGAGGUGUGGUGAGUUCACCACAGAGAACGCACAAUUUGACAAAAAUGUCAAUUUAUGUCUUGAGGAUGUAAGCUUUUGUAGUUCGGAUAAAGUUCUUCUGAAGUUAAAAACAUCAAAAACAGAUCCGUUACGGAAAGGGACAGUCCUCACACUUUUUAAGAAUAACCGUUUUUGUCCUGUUACUGCAUUGCAGCAGUAUAUUGCUGCCCGUAAGCGUAGCAAUUACCAUAACGGACCAAGUGACCCUCUGUUUAUUUCAGAAGAUGGUCUACCUUUAACACGCGCAUGCUUUCUGCAUUUACUACGCUCCUUACUAAACACAAUAGGGGUAGACGCCUCUAAGUACUCGGGUCGCUCUUUCCGCAUUGGUGCAGCCUCGUCAGCAGCACAUGCGGGAAUUCAGGACCAUAUGAUUAAAACUCUAGGUCGCUGGACCUCAGAUACCUACAACAGGUAUAUCAGAGUAGCAGAUGACUCCAUCUACGGAGCACAAUCCGCCUUAGCUUAUAGCAUGUAA
Molecule: messenger RNA, 660 nt
Organism: Saccoglossus kowalevskii
Lineage: Eukaryota; Metazoa; Hemichordata; Enteropneusta; Harrimaniidae
Source: RefSeq, a predicted model, not a curated record